AGAUGUUGAGGGACAGAUGGAACCAUGGUGUCUAGAGAGGGGAUAUUGGGAGACCGCUGCUGAGCCCCCAGGAGGACCCAGACACCUCUCCCUCUUUAUAAGACUAAACCAAAACCAAGCCUUGGGAAAGAAUUUGAAAAAUGGAAAAAGAAACGGACAACCUAGAAUAUUCUCAUGUCAUCUGGGGUGGCAGGUGGGGGUGGGAAGUUGCAGACGGGAUAAGGAUUGGACAAAUAAAGCCACCUGGGCCCAAGGUUUUCUCCUGGCUCCUCCACACCAUAUGCCCCGGUGAGGAGAGAGCAUGUUCCUUCCCCAGGGUGCAUCCUCUGCCAGGAGUGAGCUGUUAUGCUGCAACCAGGCGAGGUGUCUUGGGCAGCAGCCGCAGAAGGCUUCAAAAACCUACCAGCAGCCAGGAAGCUGACACUCAGACCCGCUGGCCAUUCCCUCCUCCUCUGGGUCUUCUAGGCCCCGACCUCACUUAGACCUGAGAGUUGUGGGGAAGCAGGAAUAAUAGACCCAGGCUUGGAGGAGAGACAGCAGGUCUGACAAACAGGAAAAAACAAAACAAAACAAUGAUUUUCAGAACCUGGGAGGUAGAGGGUUUCUUCUCUUUCGCCUCCGUUCUGAAAGGAUGGAAAUUAGCAGAGAAGUCUGAUUCUGAUUCCCUUCUACCAACAGGAACCCCCAGACACAAGCCGCCUCUAGUUGUCUCUCAAACGAUUUGGGCUUCUGGGACAUUUACCCGGCCCUCCCUUGAGGGACCGGCUUCAAGUAAGCAGGGGUUAACUUUUCUCAAAACACAAUUAACUUUUUCCUAUUCUGCGUGGAGUGCGUGUGCGUGGGGGAGGGAUGUAUUUAUUUACCCGCUGGGGAAUGAAGUGGUCUCAGCCCAAGUGCUCCCUCCCCCCUCCGAGGACAGACGCCUCUUUGCCUGUUUCGCAGAUCCUACGUAGGUGGAACAGGACGCGUCGUGUUGUUGGGGGGAGAGAGAGAAAAGAGGAGAAGGAGGGGGAAAAAAAAAGGUUGAUAGGUUUGUGCGCGGUCCCUCGUGCGGACUGCGCUCCUCCUGGGUGCUAUUUGACAAUUCCUGCCUCUGCCAUUGGUCAGUGUUGGAUCAGAUGGUUGUAUUUCCUUCUGGCCCGCACUGGCACCUCGCCAUCCCCCCUCAGCUAAAACCCAAUCUCGGAUAUACUACUAAUAGGCGCGGCGCUCGGACUAUAAAACACAACAAAUCAUAAACCCGGCGGAGCAGCAGCGGCCGCGCGCCUCCCCUGCCAAUGAGUUCCUAUUUCGUGAACUCCACCUUCCCCGUCACUCUGGCCAGCGGGCAGGAGUCCUUCCUGGGCCAGCUGCCGCUCUACUCAUCCGGCUAUGCGGACCCGCUGAGGCAUUACUCGGCGCCCUACGGGCCCGGGCCCGGCCAGGACAAGAGCUUCGCCGCUUCCUCCUACUACCCAGCGGCCGCGGGCGGCUACGGCCGGGCUGCGCCCUGCGACUACGGCCCGGCGCCGGCCUUCUACCGAGAGAAGGAGUCGGCCUGCGCGCUCUCGGGCGCCGACGAGCCUCCCCCAUUCCACCCCGAGCCGCGGAAGCCGGACUGCGCGCAGGACAAGAGCGUGUUCGGCGAUACGGAGGAGCAGAAGUGCUCCACGCCGGUGUACCCGUGGAUGCAGCGGAUGAAUUCGUGCAACAGUUCCUCCUUCGGGCCUAGCGGCCGGCGAGGCCGCCAGACCUACACGCGCUACCAGACGCUGGAGCUGGAGAAGGAAUUUCACUAUAACCGCUACCUGACCCGGCGGAGGCGCAUCGAGAUCGCGCACGCCCUGUGCCUGACCGAGCGCCAGAUCAAGAUCUGGUUCCAGAACCGGCGCAUGAAGUGGAAAAAGGAAAGCAAACUGCUCAGCGCGUCGCAGCUCAGUGCCGAGGAGGAGGAAGAGAAACCGGCCGAGUGAAGGUGCUGGAAAGGGAGGGGGGACGCGAAGGCAGAGGCCCUUGCGGACCCCAGGGCUUCGGAGAGGCCGGGAAGGCUCUGCGGGCGGCGGGGGAGCCCAGAGACCCGCGCGCCAUGGCGACAGGCGACCCCGCACCCUCCCAGACCCCGCCCGCAGAGCUCCCGCCACAGCCGGGCGCUCCGGCGGCGCCGCCUGAGCCCACCCCACACCCCAGCACCCCCUCCCUCCCCGAGGAACCCGCCCGGGCCUGGUCAGGCUCCCGGGUGAGAACUGAGAAUGGGACUCACUUGAUGUUUGCUGGAAGCAGAGCGCAAUGCUCUUGUAUGUGUCGCGUCUCAUUUGGUCCACGUCCCCCGUGCACGGUUCAAUGGUAGAUUCGCUGCCCCUCAGCAGGGGCCUCGAAGACUCCCUGACCCCAGACUUGUCGUCUGUCCCACCCCCGCCCCAAAACCACUGGAAGGAAGGAGCACAUACUACCUAGAAGAAGAGGAGCCUCAGAAGAAAACAAAGUUCUAUUUUAUUAAUUUUCUAUGUGUUGUGUUUGUAGUCUUGUCUUAGCUCUGGACGUGAAAUACUUCGGUAAUAAUAUUAAUAUUAUUAAUAAUGAUGAUGAUAAUAAUAAAGAUGUGAAAACUCGCUUCUCAGUCAU
Molecule: messenger RNA, 2601 nt
Organism: Heterocephalus glaber (naked mole-rat)
Lineage: Eukaryota; Metazoa; Chordata; Mammalia; Rodentia; Bathyergidae
Source: RefSeq, a predicted model, not a curated record